AUGACCGGCCUGAUAGACCUAUCAAAUGCAAAAUGGCAUGAUGCUACCUCACUCGCCUUCAGUUCCAGAGUUUAUGUAGACACCUCUGUCUGGGUUCUUGAUCUUAUUCUCUUCUGGCCUCCAACAUUGUUGGUCACAGUAUUGUCAAAUUUAGCUAUUGUUGAAGACAUUUUCUUCACAUGGUUUGGCCAGUCUUGUUGGCUUCAGGCUGAUGAUCUCAUCAUUUUCAUUUUGCUGAGCGUCAUAGUCACAGUACACUCUAAAGUGAGGCCUUGUGAUGCUGAAGGAAAGGACCUCCACAUCCUGUCAGAAGCCAGGACCUUGAGUCGCUUGGGAAACGGUCCAGGACAACCAAUCAGGGGAGUCGCAAGUGGAAGCAUAGGGCAACUCCACGGCACAGGAGGAUCUUCCAACGGUGGAUCCGGCAUAAUCCAUGGAGGUAGUGGCUUUAGCAAUAAUCAGUUUUUAGAUCAAUCAAAAAGUAAUCUGUUGACACAAAGAUUUAGUAAUCUAGCUCACAAACAUGGGAUUGGUAUAAAAGGCGGUGCUAAUGGAAACAUUAAUCAAUCUCAAUUAAAUGGAGGAACUGUAAGUGCAUUAGCUGGGUCUCCAGCAAUUUUGAAUCAAGGAACCUUUGGAAGUGGAUUAGCAAGCUCUCAAGUUACAGGAUCAGGAGUUUUCGGCCACAAGCACAAGCCUCACAGUGUUCCAGGGAGUGGAAUAGGAGGAAACUUACACCAUUCUCAUCAUCUUCAUCAUCAUGGAAUUAUUGGGAGUCAAAUUUUUGGAGGUGGAGGAACUCUUGGUCACCACCACUUGAGUCAUGAAGGAUUUAAUUCUUUGAAUGCAGGAUCUGGAGGUGUUUCAGGACUCGGUCAAAUUGGAGGUCAUCUUGGUGGCUUAGGAUUGUUUCAGGGGAGUGCUGUUGGUGGUGGAGCAGGAGGUACCAUGGGUCAUUUUGGUCUCGGAAAUAAUAGGCCACAUCUUGGGCUGAUAAACAGCAACACAAAUCAACCAAGUGUAUCGAACAACUUGAUGAACGUUGGGCCACAAUCGACUCUCAGACCUACUCAGGGCCAAGGUUUGUUGUCAUUUAUUUAUAACCGACCUGGACUAGGCGGUGGAAUAUUGAAUGGGAAUGGGCAAAGUUCAGGAGGUAUUUUUGGCCAAGGUUUGGGUCUGAUCCAUAAUAAUAAUGGUGUUAACCCAGAAGAUGGCGGGGCUGUUAAUCAAUACGGGGUCGGAACUAACUCUGGACAAACAGGCCAUCAAGGAGGUUUGGGUCUUAUACAUAACAUUCAUGGUAUAGGCCCUGGAGUUGGCGGGGUUCAUCAGUAUGGAAGUGGGACUAGCUCAGGGCAAGCAGGCCCUCAAGGAGGUUUGGGUCUUAUCCAUAACAUUCAUGGUAUAGGCCCUGGAGUUGGCGGGGUGCAUCAGUAUGGAAGUGGGACUAGCUCAGGGCAAGCAGGCCAUCAAGUAGUACAUAUAGGCUCACCUGGUGGCUCAAACUACCAGGACGGAGGUGGAGUUGGUGCUGGACAUGUUACAAAUCAUUUACAUCAAGGAGGGAUAACUUCUCAAGGACAAUCAUCAGCAUUUAAUAAUGGUGGAGGAGUAUUCUACGGACAUCAACGUCCUCAAGGUGUCGUGUAUCAAGUUCACUGGAGCCAGCCUGGAGGAUAUGGUGGUACAGGAGCUGUGAAUUCUGGCAACUCUUUUUACCAAACCCAUCAAGGUACAGCAACUGGUGUCAGUGGUACUCAAAACUUAAAUGGCAACCAAGGUGGUCAAAUCCAAAUUACAAAUGGCUACAAUCAACUUGGCCAGACAAGUCAGAUUCAAGGUUCUUUUAUAAAUGGUGGUGCCAACCAACAAGGGACAUUGACCAGUCAUUUAGGUAACUCUUUCCAAACUCAGGGGCACCAGCUAAGCAGCGGUGCAAACACACAACACACAGGAAAUACAGGUUCAACUGGAAGCUUCUCUGGUUCCGGUGCCAACUCUCAUGGAAUUUCAGGGCAAGGAUAUGGUAGUUUUGGGGGACAAAAUAUUGGAACAAGCAAUGGCAUUCCAACUAGUUCUAAUUCUAAUACUGUUGCAGCUACACAUGCACAAGGAUCAAAUGGCCAAGUUGUCAGUAUUGGUAGUGGUUCUGCUUCAGGUAUUUCCACAGGAUCUUCUCAAAGUCAAGGUUCCAGUGGACAAUCGCAAAGUACACAUAGUGGGUUGUACUCUGGGACAAACCUUGGACAGGUCAAUAGUGUGGGAAGUGGAUACUACUCUGGAUCAUCAGGCUCAGUCAAUUCUUACGGUUCAGGAACAACUGCUCAGGUGCUAGGGGGUGGUGGACAGUACCUUGCCACAAGCGGGGGUUAUGGAGGAAACAACUUAAAUGGAGUUCAAAGUUCAAGUUCAAAUUUGGGUCAAGGAUCUAGUUUUGGAAGUGCUUCCGGGAGCACUGCAGGAGGUGUAUCACAUUCUACACAGAGUGGACUGCACUCCUCUGGUGUACAAAAUGGACAGUUUUCCACUAUGGGAAAUGAAUACUAUUCAGGAUCGUCAGGCAACUCUGUCGGAUCACACGGUUCAGGAACAACUCAGACACAGGGAGGGGGGCAGUAUUUUGUUGUGAACGGAGUUCAUGGUCAGACAGGGAAUUCAAAUUCCCUUGCUCAAGCUUCAAGUUCGAAUAUGCAGAAUCUAGGAAACAGUGGGAGUCAAUAUAGCAGUGCAGGUUCAAGUAUCGGUACUCAACAAAGUCAAGGAAGUAGUGGCCAACAGUAUGGUGGAUAUCAAACAGGAACAAAUGCAGGCUUGGCAGGAAGCCAAUUCCAAAAUAGUGGAACAUCACCAAUUCAAGGCGGAGCUGGUGUUGGGCAGACAUCAAGUAUCGUCGGCGGCUACUUCACAGGAUCGAAUUCUGACUCAAGCUUUGCAACAAGUUCAGCCUCACAAACGCAAGGAAGUAGUAAUCACUUGUCCAGUGUUACAAAUCAAAAUAUUAUUUCAUCAAACGCAGGAGCCUCUGGGAACACACUGUAUGGAUUAAGCUCACAAAAUAAAUCUGAAGUUUCCAAUACAGCAGCAUCAAGUGUCAGUACAGCAGGAGGGGGAUCACACUCUUCAACAAACAACUACGGUGGGACUUUCUUGGUUGCCUCACAUGGACAUUCAACAAACACACAACCUGCUUGGCCCCAGAGGAAGCCUGUUAACCAGCCUGGGGUAAUCUUUGAAGGAAAUUUAGGUGUUAUUGACUCUCAAGAUAACAAGAAACAAAACAGCGGCAUUCAGAAUUCUAUGUUUGCUGAUGAGUACGUUGAAUCCGAUUCAGAUGGACAAAGUGCUGAAACAGGAUCAGGAACAGGAGUUUCUGGUGGCAGUGGUUCGUUUGUUGCCAGUGGAAACUUAUCAGGCAACAAAGUAUCACAUGCUGGGGGAUCAUUCAGUUCAAGCUCCUCUAUUGCAGGAAAUCAGCAAGAACAAAACUCUGCUGGCAUUGACAGCGGAAUCUACCACAUUGGUGCUACAGGAGGAUUAGGAGGUGGCGGACAAUAUGCCAGUUCAAGUGGGGACACUUCACAAUUACAGAAUUCUCAAUCACAAGGAGUUCAGGCAGGUCACACUAGCACAAACUCUCAAUAUCAAGGAACUGCUUCAAGCAAUUUAGGUGAUGGAGGGGGUUCAGGAAUUAGCGGACAAUUUACCAGUCCGGGUGGGAGCACUUCACACUUGCAGGGCUCACAAUCACAUGGAACCCAGGUUGGUCAAACUAGCCCAAGCUCUGAAUAUCAAGGAACUGCUUCAAGCAAUUUUGGUACCACAGGAGGAUCAGGAGUUAGUGGACAGUAUGCAGGAGCUCAGGCAGGUCACACCAGCCCAAACUCUCAAUAUCAAGGAACUGAAUCUAGCAAUACUGGUAACAAAGGAAAUUCAGGAGCUGGUGCGCAAUAUGCCAGUUCAGAUGGGAGCUCUGGAUAUCAAGGAACUACAAGCAACUUUGGUAAUGGAGGUGGUUCAGGAAUUAAUGGCCAACUAUCCAGUUCAGGCGAGAGCUCUGGAUAUCAAGGAACUUCUGUGGGAAGUAUACAAUCCCCAAAUCACAAUAAUGGGUUGACGCUAACAACAUCAUCCAUGUCACAUAAUCCCCAGUCAUCCAGUUUCAGCCAAGGGAGUUCAGUCUCCAGCUCUUCAAACUCUGGAGGUACUAAUCAUUAUGAGGGAUCUCUAAACGGCACAGGUGGUGAAAAUCACUCCGACAGUUUAGGAAUUAAUGGUAAUUCUAACUCAGAAAAUGGUGCAGCAAUUGAAACCGAGUUUUCAUCCUCAAACUUGGCUGGAGCUUCAAGUUCAAGCGCUGAGGAUAUUUCCUCAUCUUCUGAAAUAGGAAAUAGUGGAGUGGAUAAUUUGAAUUCACAAAGUAGUGUUUCACAGUCUAUUGAUACAACUAACUCAAAUCAUCAAGUAGCUGGAUCCACUACAGAUUCAACCUCAACAGGAUCUAAUAUCCAACCUUCCCAAAGCACAAGUAGUACUUCAUCAACACAGGUGUUACUUGGAAGUAAUCUAGAUCAAAACAAAGAUAAUUCUGGAAAUUACAAUCUCAAUGUGAACAAUGGAGCAUAUGGAGGUAGUUCUGUUAGCAAUAACCAAGCGUAUAAACCAUCCAGUCAACAUUCUACGGCAUUAUUGGUUAGUAGCAAUACACAGCUUGGUACGCAAGAAAAUUAUCCUUCAAUGCACCAGGGAAACCUGGGAUCUUCAAACACAAAUGAAAUUCAUAUUGCUAACAAUGGAGGUGAAUCCUCCCAACUCUCAGGACCCCAAUCAGGUAACUCUCAAUACGCUGGAGCUGAUACAUCAGGAUCUGGUGUGUAUGGCAAUAACGGUAACAUCGGUUUGAAUAACAAUAAUCCUAAUUCUGUACAUUCAUCAGGAACAAGUAACGGACAAGCGUUUGGAUCACAUGGCACAUUCUCCUCCAGCCAGCAAUCUGGAUCAGCACAGUUUGGCUCAGGAUCAUCUUUGUCUCAGAAUAAUCAAGGAGCCCAAAAUUUAGAAGGUACUGUAGGAAUAAUUAACCAAGGUCAAUCUAGCGGAAUGAAUAACCUUGAACAAUCUUACACUUUGAAACCAACACAAGGGGGAAGUUCGAAUGUUGAAGGUACUUACGUCCACAAUGGACAACAAUCUGGAGGAAACUUACAAGUCGUAAAACAGCCUGUUACUUCAUCAGGCAUACUUUCCUCUCAUGGCCAAGACCAAUUAAGCGGUAGUAGUUCGACUAACAUAGAUUCACACACAAUGAAACACCAAGAAGGCUAUGGGUCAGCAGGUUUUAUGGCUGGAUCAGGGAGUAACACUCACAAUGAAGCCUCUCUUAGUGGAAAUUCGGGAAGCACAAUUCAUACCCAAGCUCAACUUCAAUCAGGGGCUGGAGCUUCCCUCUACAAACAAAGUCAAGGAUCCCUCCAAUUCUCUCAAUACGUGAACCCGCAGUAUACUCAGAGAUACGUUAUCGUUCCUGGAAUGGUCCCUUUCAAUAUGGGUCCUUCAACUCUUAGUGUUGACAAAAAUGGCCAACAGACAAAGUACACAGUAGUACAUACUGAAGAUGGUUCUUAUUUCAUCAAUAAUCCCCUGGAGACAGGCCAGGCAAUGGGACACCAAGGGAGUGGAGCAUUCCAAAGCUAUUACAUUGACCCUACUACUGGUGCUACAUUUGCAGGUUAUGUUGAUAAUCACCCUGUUUCUCUGUCGGGUGACAUUCAACAGGUGGAUUUAACUGGAGACAUAUCUGGACAUUUGGGAAAGCAAGGGAAUUUCCAAGGACUGUUGAGUAUCCCGAGUAGAAUAGUUGGAGUGAUCAGUGGAGUGGGGAAUUCUCUAAAGGGAUUCGUUAGCCAAGGUAUUAGCGGUGGGUUCCAAGGUAAUGCUGAACACAACGGAGAAGUGAGUUUUGAAGGGAGUGUUUCCAACUUUCCUGCGAUUCAUGGCUCAAUCCAUGGGAACUUUGAAAACCACAUUUCAGGAUCAGGAUCGGUGGAGGGAAGUGCUGAGAGAAUGCUGCCAAAACGUAAAGUUCUUGCAGAAGCUAGAUCUGCUGCACAUUCUGUGAAGAGAGAUGAAUCAAAACGUUUUUUUUAA
Messenger RNA from Macrosteles quadrilineatus (aster leafhopper), 6147 nucleotides. RefSeq names its product hornerin-like. The record is from RefSeq and is a predicted model, not a curated record. NCBI's taxonomy places the organism in Eukaryota, Metazoa, Arthropoda, Insecta, Hemiptera, Cicadellidae. The transcript has 3 exons. Bases 1 to 6147 code for a protein of 2048 amino acids.